GUGAUCUUGUUCUUGGCCGACACAGCCGUCAUCGUCGUCGCCAAAUGGCGGCCGGGUGGGUUAAGUCGCUGCACUGCAAGUCUAAUGCUGUGGACGACGUCGUAUACAACCGGACGCCGUCGUCUUCGUCUUCUGCUAGGAAGCCGUUGCUCUCCUCCGUCUCCUGCAGCAACACCUCUCACGCCAUUAAGGACGUCUUCCUCUUUCCAAAGUACCUGUCCUCGUCGGCUUCGUCCUCGUCCUCGCUUCCGAAGAAACCCCGGCCUAAGGCGAGGCCCAAGUCCAAGCCUAAACCGACGUCCGCCCGUCCGCCCGCCUCGCCGGCGGCGGGACUCGUGGGGCCGGCCCACGCGGACCCAUUCCCGACGCUGGCGGAGCUUCCCACCGGCCACUCGUCGCGGCGGGUGGUGGAGAUCAUCUUCAGCUCGAGCUGGUCCUCCUCCGGCGGCAGGCCCGCCGCGGCGUUCCCGGGCGAGAUCGAGAUGCUGUUCCGGGUCCACAACCCGGCGCGGACGGUGGCCCGGUUCGAGGAGCACCGCGCGGCGGUCCGUGCCCGGUCUGACGACGCGCGAUGCGCCGCCGACGGCAACGAGAUGAUGCGGUUCCACUGCGGCGUCGGCGGGGGUGUCGUCUACGAUGCCGGGGUGGCGUGCAGCGCCGUGUGGUCGGCGGGGGGGAAGGUGGAGGGUGUCCGGACCUUCGCGGGGAGCGGCGGAGCGCACGCGAGCGGGGGCGGCGGGACCGGGCGGAGGGCGAUGCUGGUGUGCCGCGUCAUCGCUGGCCGGGUCAAAGCCGAGUUCGACACCGAAUCGGAGGCCGAGUCGGUGACCCUGGAGAACGGGGAGCUUGUGGUAUUUGAUCUCAGGGCGGUGCUUCCUUGCUUCCUGAUCAUCUACAAGCUCUAAACUCAAAUCCGUAGUAAUCAUUUUCGUCCUCUUGUUCUCUCUUCUAUUCUUGUGGCGAUUCUCUCAACUCGGGCUACUGACUCGGUGGUGAACAGUGUGUUUUUCUUGGUGUAAAAGCUUCUCCUUUUUCUAUCUGAAGGUAUAGAAUCACUUUUCAUGGGUU
Molecule: messenger RNA, 1068 nt
Organism: Musa acuminata subsp. malaccensis (wild Malaysian banana)
Lineage: Eukaryota; Viridiplantae; Streptophyta; Magnoliopsida; Zingiberales; Musaceae
Source: RefSeq, a predicted model, not a curated record